AUGAGCAGCUCGAACCCACUUCCAUGGCUGAGCCUGGUGGCCGUGAUCUGGCUCCAGGCCGUGAUCGGAACCAACACCAACUUCGCCGCCUACUCCUCCCAGCUCAAGCAGUACCUCUCCCUCUCCCAGCUCCAGCUCAACUCCCUCGCCUUCGCCUCCGACGCCGGCAAGCUCUUCGGCUGGGUCUCCGGCCUAGCCGCGGCUCACAUCCCGCUCUGGCUCGUCCUCGUCAUCGGCUCCACCCUCGGCUUCGUCAGCUACGGCUUGCAGUUCCUCUCCAUCACCACCACAUCCGAAACGUCGUCGUUUCUCCGCUCCUACCCGGUCAUGUUCCUCCUCAACACCGUGGCCGGGAACAGCAUCUGCUGGGUCAACACCGUCUGCUAUAUCGUCGUCACCCGCAACUUCCCACUUGACCAGCAGGUCGCUGUGGGUAUCACCACCAGCUACCAGGGUCUGACCAUGAAGAUCUACGCCGUGGUAGUCGACGAGCUCUUCGCCUCGUGGUCCUCCGCCGCCGACAGGUCGUACCUCCUCCUCGACGCCCUCUUCCCUCUCCUCGUCUCCGCGCUGUCGCUCGUCCUCAUGGCGAGCGACUUCUCCUCCUCUUCCCCGCCCUCGGCGGGGAAGGGGAGCGGAGGCGGCGGCGAGGUGGUACUGCAACGGUGUCGUCGCAACGGGUUCCUGAUGCUGUUCAUUAUCACGACGGUGACCGGAGUGUACGCGGUGAUGAGCAGCGUGAGCGCCAGGCUGUGGAGCCUGUUCAGGUACAGCGGGAUGGUGUUCACGUUCGGGCUCCUGCUGGCACCGCUCGCGGUGCCAGCGACGGUUUACUUGAAAGGUAAGUUCGUGGCUUGGUUUCUGUCGUCGGGUGGUUACGAGGUGGAUCUGGAGGAGGUGAAGAUGAACGGCGGCGGAGAGAGUGGUUGUGUUGUGUCGUCGUCGUCGGCGAAGGUGGAGGGGAAAGGAGUGGAGGAUGAAGGAGUUGAAGUAGGGCCGUUGUUGCUUGUGAAGGAGGAGGUUGGGGUGAAGGAGAUGGUGCAGAGGACGGAGUUCUGGUUGUACGUUUUCGUGUAUUUCUUGGGGCCGACGAUUGGGAUUGUUUAUCUUAAUAACUUGGGGCAGAUCGCCGAGUCGAGGAGGUGUUAUCAGACGGCUAGCUUGGUUUCGUUGUCGUCGUCGUUCACGUUCUUCGGCCGCCUGCUUCCUUCUUUGCUCGACUACUUCUUCUCCAGGAGCAAGUACCUGCCGCCGCGGCCAGCCCUGCUCCUCCUCCUCACGGCGCCGAUCACCGCCGCCCUCUUCCUCCUCCUCAACUCAUCCCACGCCGCGCUCUACACCAGCACGGCGGUGAUCGGGAUCUGCACGGGGGCCAUCACCUCCAUCGCCGUCUCCAUCACGUCGGAGCUCUUCGGGUCCCGGAACUUCGCCGUCAACCACAACGUCGUCGUCGCCAACAUCCCCGUGGGAUCCUUCUGCUUCGGCUACCUGGCGGCGCAGGUCUACGAGAGCGAGACCCUCGCCGGCGAGUCGAAGUGCAUGGGGAUGAGCUGCUACCGCCGCACUUUCCUCGUGUGGGGCCAGCUGUCGUGCUUCGGCGUCGUGCUGGCGUUCCUGCUGUAUAAUCGGACCAGGGUGUUCUACGGCAAGAGGUUGAAGGCGCUCAACAGUUUUUUGAACCAUUGA
Molecule: messenger RNA, 1686 nt
Organism: Linum tenue
Lineage: Eukaryota; Viridiplantae; Streptophyta; Magnoliopsida; Malpighiales; Linaceae
Source: the annotation of a GenBank genome assembly